AUGGCGAGCCCGUCCUGGCACAGCGAAGUCGCCCUGGGCCUGACGCAAGUUUAUACCAAGUUGACACAGGCUCCUUACCUGUCGCCUGACUCCAUCCAACACCCACCGUCUGAGGGAUGGGGUGACGAGGAAUUGGACGUUGAUGGCCUCCAAACCACCCUGGGCCGCUCCGACACCGCCGUGGACCUCCUCCGCCGCCUCCCCUAUUUGAAGCCGGUGGAAGCAGGCCCGCAGACCGGACAAUGGUGCAUCUUCCCCAAGACCAAAGCCAUGCGCUACUUGCGAGACCACAGCUCGCUUCGGCAAAAAGACCUCGAGGGUCUGUACGAGCUGGCCAGCCUGCCGCCAGACAUGGUCAGCUUAACGCACCCUGCCGGCGAAUACACGCACUACGGCCCCCAAUGGUGGCUCGUCGACUGCAAGACCGGCCGCAUUACCAAAUAUGCAGGACCUCCUCGUGGUGAGGCGCUGGCAGAAGAGUUCGAGGCCGAGUGGAAAAAGGCGCCGACCUACGCCCCAGCCGACUUCUUCCAGGAGGUCACCACGAUGCUGGGGAAGGACUUCUAUCCUGUUCCAGGCCUGGUAGAUGGCAUGGAAGCUGACUUCUGCACUCCCGAUCGCCGCGAGUCCACCACGAUCUAUGAAAUAUAUAUGCUGGCAGGCUGGCAGCACGGCCACGGCCCAGGGCCUUACUUUGAUCGCGAGAAGUGCGGCAAAGAUAUCGAGGCGUUUCUGAGGGAUCAAAAAGAGCGUGAGUCUAGGAAGCGGAAAGCGGAGAUCGCCCGCGACGAGCGACGGCCACGUCCUACACAAACAGAUGAUCCUACCACAUACCCGGACGGGUAUGACCGAGACGUGAUCGUCACGGGCCUGACACGAUACUACGAGACCCUCGCGCAGAUGGCCUUCUUCCCCACCUCUCUCAUCCAAUACCCGCCCGGCGGGCGUUGGGACGAUGACGCAUUUCUUCCGGCGGAUAAGAUAAAACUGCUGGGCUUCAACGAGUCUGUCGUCGACCUACUGCGGCAUCUACCAUACCUCGAUGUCGACGAGUCACACGAAGACAACUGUUGGUCCGUCAACGGUCGCAGCGAGCCGCAGCGUUACCUCGAAGAUAACCUGAUACUGAACGAUGAACUCUCCGUCGGCAAGGCGACGCCGGAAAGCCUGUACGCCAACGGCCUCUUCCCCUUUCCAGAGAAGAUGCCCGGCGGACUGGUUCCGAUCGCGGGCCGCGAGGAUGGUGAGUGGUGGAUCAUUGAUACCAAUGCCGGCACCGUGAUCGUCUAUGAUGCCGGCAACAAGCAAGUUGCGGAUGCCCCCGACGACAAGCCCUGGCUCUGGGCGCGGACCCUGUCGGCCCAUUCUUCGACGCGCUCGUCAAUAGCCUGUAUUCCCUGGACUUGGUACCCUUACCGCGGCCUGACACUGAGAUUGCCGAGUGCUACCCCGAGGUUUGGGGCGUGGUACGGGAGGAGGGGGAGGAAGAUGACGAGGAUGAUCCAGAUCCUGAAGUUGAGGUAUGUGAUGCUUUGCCCUCGUUAA
Messenger RNA from Clonostachys solani, 1545 nucleotides. The record is from the annotation of a GenBank genome assembly. Lineage: Eukaryota; Fungi; Ascomycota; Sordariomycetes; Hypocreales; Bionectriaceae.